CCAUUGGCGACCAAACGCAUUCGACUGUCAGAUCUUCGUUAGAGUUUGCAGCUCAAGUUCACAGCCCACUUGGGCAAGCGUUGCUGCCUCGAUGCCACUCUUCCACUCGCAGACUCGCAGCGAAGUGUUGAGCAUUCAAUCUGGUGCUAGGAACCAGUAGAAGGGUCAGCAUGGAAGUGGAGAGUGCACCUGUUGCUGAUAUGCCCAUGAAAGUAGUGCCUAAAACUCUACUUAAGAAGCGGAAGCGCGAUGAGCUUUGGGCCAUCAACCGCAUGCAGCAUUUGGAGUCUUCGAAGAGCAGAAAUUCAGAGAAUCGCAAACUCAUCUUCAAAAGCGCUGAGCAGUUCAUUAAGGAAUAUCUUUGGACUGAUGGGUGGUUCCUGGAUGUGGAGCAGGAGUCUGAUCUGAUCCGACUGAAGAGAGAAGCGAAGCUGAAGGGUGGAUUCUAUGUGGAGCCUGAGGCCAAGCUCAUGUUUGUUAUUCGUAUUCGUGGUGUGAACGACAUGCAUCCCAAGACCAGGAAGAUCAUGCAGUUGUUACGUUUGAGACAGAUCUUUAAUGGGGUGUUCAUGAAAGUUAACAAAGCCACGAUGAACAUGUUGAGUCGAGUCGAGCCAUAUGUGACCUACGGGUACCCUAAUUUGAAGAGUGUUCGUGAAUUGAUCUAUAAGCGUGGGCACGGUAAGGUUGUCAAGUCACGUGUCGCCCUUACUGACAAUACCAUUAUCGAGCAGGCACUUGGAAAGUUGGGUAUCAUAUGUAUUGAGGAUCUCAUUCAUGAGAUCUUCACUGUUGGACCUCACUUCAAGGAAGCCAACAACUUUUUAUGGUCUUUCAAACUUAGCUGUCCUUUGGGAGGUCUGAAGAAGAAGAGGCUUCAUUUCGUUGAGUCUGGUGAUGCUGGAAACAGAGAGGACUUGCUCAACAAUCUCAUCCGCCAGAUGACUUAAAGCUCCACUCGCUAUAAUUUCAAUGAUGAUUAUUUUGCUGGUUUGAGAGUCAUGGGACAUUGAUGUGUGUUGAAAACAUGCACGGAUUGUAGUUUUCUCAGUGCUCAACACCAAGCAGUCUUAGUUUGUACACAUGGCCAACCAUCUGUCUUGUCGGCUCUAAUUUGGUUUCCGAACCUGUGACCCAUGAUGAAAUGGUUAGGUAAAGUUGCAGACUGUGUACCUUUUUAUGUGCCUAAUACGUAGGGGCUAAAGUUGCCGAUUCUUUGACCGAACCUAUCGGUUCAACAGAGCAGUUUCGUACCAGUUAGGUUGCCGUUCACGCCUGUGAGUUCUACUUCCAUUUUGUGGCAAGUUGUUGGCAAUUUAUAAGGCGAAAGAAUUUUUCUCAUCAAGUUCUUGGAA
Messenger RNA from Physcomitrium patens, 1355 nucleotides. NCBI's taxonomy places the organism in Eukaryota, Viridiplantae, Streptophyta, Bryopsida, Funariales, Funariaceae. The record is from RefSeq and is a predicted model, not a curated record.